AUGCAGGUUCCUCCUAUUUUACAUCACAAUUUGAAAGCCAUGCUUCAAGAGAUCAUCGAGGGCAACUCCAUAACCUUGCCUCCAAGCUUGGUCCAGUUGUGUCCUGCUCUGCCCCAGCUUACUGCUAAUGUGUUCAUCAAUCCGUUGAAGGAAGAUAUGAAGGUUUGGGAGCCAGAGAGUAGUGGACAGUUAUCAGUUAAAGCUGCAUAUGGUCAUCUUUCUAGUGUCCGCCAGGCUACUGCAUGGGGAGGGAUCAUUUGGAAUUAUGCAAUUCUGCCCUCGAAAUCCAUUCUGUUUUGGAGAUUAGUGUUUGGGAAGUUGUCAACUGAUGACAACUUGCAGUUGGGGGGUCUGCAUAUGCCCUCUUACUGUAGUCUGUGCACGCGCGACGGUGAGACCUUGCAGCACUUAUUUUUCAGUUGCAGGUACGCUGAAAUGUGUGGACCUGGUUAG
This is a messenger RNA of Vicia faba (fava bean), 453 nucleotides long. NCBI's taxonomy places the organism in Eukaryota, Viridiplantae, Streptophyta, Magnoliopsida, Fabales, Fabaceae. The record is from the annotation of a GenBank genome assembly.